ACGUUCCUUUUUCCCUUCUUCUUGCCCCAAUUCGUAGCGGUCAGCAUGAGUGUUUCCAUCGCCGAUCUGUUUGAGGAUUACCUUGAGACGCUACACAAUCUCCCGUCAGAGAUGGAUCAAAACAUGCACGAGUUACGAACGAUGGACGAGGAAUUUCAAAAACUCAGAGAAACUUAUACCAAGCACCGGCGAUCAUAUACCAAACAAACGCGACCAACUGCAAACUCACCCGCAUCGACACCAGUGUCUCCGUCGCCACCGCCAAUCAACCUUGUAGCCUCCAGACUACAAAUUGAAAAGGAGUACAAAGUAGCAAUGCAGAAGCAGGAUAACAAGAUUGACCUGGCCAUGCGAAUGUAUGACUUGAUAUCACGGCACAUCGAGAGAUUGGAUUCUCAGAUAACAAAGAGCGGUGUGUCAGGUGUCGACUGGAUAGGAACAAAGAAAGAAGCACCCUCAAACGACAAGUUGUUUAUGGAUCAUGUGAACGAAAUGAACGCAGGUUUGACUCACAAGAGGCCACAUGGACUUGUGCCUAGCUCAUCACGUAAAAGGACAGCGCAUUCGUCUCGACCUAAUCCUAACCAAGCAGGGUCCGACGGUGUACCCGACCUGGAUAUCGACCCCAAUGAACCCACUUACUGCUACUGUAAUCAAGUUUCAUUUGGAGACAUGGUGGCAUGCGAUAGUGAGAGUUGUGAGCGAGAAUGGUUUCAUUACCAGUGUGUGGGUUUGGUGGAGCCUCCAGCUGGAAAAUGGUAUUGCGAUGAUUGUUUGGAGGAUAUGAAUAUGCGAAAGCGAAUGAGAAGAUCCCCGAGCUCUGUCAGCUUCAACUAAACGAACAUGUAUCUCCCCAUACCUCCGCAUACACCACACCAGCUAAUUAAAUUGAUAAUUGGUUUAUUCUGAAUACGCAUCGUAUUCUUUCUUUUAGCAUUUAAUGGACAUCCGUUCCAUUCAAACCAUUUUCUUUGAUUUAAAGCAUCCUGUAAUAGUUUAACAUCCAACCCCAACCAAUUUUUUUUUAAUGUACACACAUGAUGAACCAAGCUACGCGUUUUUUCUCAAUACAUAAUGAGGUGAACAAUCAAAACAAUAUCACUUGCAAUGCAUUCAUAAAUGG
This is a messenger RNA of Umbelopsis ramanniana AG, 1123 nucleotides long. RefSeq lists its product as uncharacterized. Bases 46 to 837 code for a protein of 263 amino acids. The record is from RefSeq and is a predicted model, not a curated record. The transcript is spliced from 6 exons. NCBI's taxonomy places the organism in Eukaryota, Fungi, Mucoromycota, Umbelopsidomycetes, Umbelopsidales, Umbelopsidaceae.